GUGUCAUACAGAGAGCACAGGGGAUAAACCAUCCAGUGAAGAGACCCAGUCCUGCCACUCACUGUGCACUCCCCCCUUUUAGGCAUUUCUGUAAGCGUGUUGGCCACAGAGCCUCUGCUCACCUGUGCGCACCUGAGUUCACCUGUAGGAGCCCACCCUGUGAAAGGAGACCAGGUUUAGGAAAUCACCCCCUUGUUGUCGAAGCGAUGGAGAACUCGUCAGAGCAGUCCCGCUGGGUGUCCCCGUCACUGGUCAGCGGAGACCCAUUGGGCCCCUUCUCGGCGGAGCAGAGCCUGCUGCCUCCAGGGGACGAGGCCGAGGCCUUCUACUCCACGUCUGAGGCCGACUUCACCAGCCUGCCCUCCUACUUCUCCAGCGGGGGCCAGAGCCGACCCUCCGCCGCCUACAGACACAGCCCAGUGCGGCAGGUGUACUCCUCCUCCUCUCUCCUGAGUAACAUCCAGUGGCUGGACGGGCCAGGGGGCCACUCGCUGAGCUCCCCCUACAAUCCCUCUUCGUCUGGCUGGGCCAGCGGGCCCUUCUCCAAGACCCCCCUGUACUCCCACCCCUCCGCCUCCCUCUACACCACCAGCGCCACCUCCUCCUUCAGCUCCCCCAAGGAGGACUUCCCCUCGCCGGGCCGCGACGGCAAGGAGAGCCCCAGGCUCCAGGAGGCCCUGAAGGCCGAGCGGCUAAGCCCCAUGGGAGGAGGAGGAGGGGGUGGUGGCAGUGGUGCCGGCACCAGUACCGGGGGCAGCUUCUUCAACUUGACCUCCACGGCUGGGGGGAUGUACACGCCCUCCCCCCACCUCCUGGGACCCUACAGCUCCUAUAUGAACUCUCAGCAGGACUACAGCUCCCCGGGCCUCUACUCCUCACCUGGGGCCUGGAUGAGCCCUUCGGCCUACUCCCCCAAAUUGCGCAAUAAGAUGCGACUGUCCCCACCAGAAGCUCGAGAGUGUGUGAACUGUGGAGCAACUACCACCCCUCUCUGGCGGCGAGAUGGUACCGGCCACUACCUCUGCAAUGCUUGCGGACUGUACCACAAAAUGAACGGCCAGAACAGGCCUCUCAUCCGUCCAAAGAAGAGAUUGAUUGUCAGCAAGCGUGCAGGAACUCAAUGUGCUAAUUGCCACACCAGCACUACAACCCUGUGGAGACGCAACGCCAAUGGCGAGCCUGUGUGUAAUGCCUGUGGCCUCUACUUCAAGCUGCAUAAUGUGAACAGACCCCUCACCAUGAAGAAGGAUGGCAUUCAAACACGGAACCGCAAAGUGUCAAACAAAAACAAGAAGGGCAAGAAGAACGCUCCCAUGGAUGCAUAUCCUGACCUGGUCAACGGACCCCAACAUGAUGACCUGGGGGGCCACUACUCCCUCCCCCAGGGGCCCCUCCUGUCUUACGGCCACCCCUCACACCUGCUCCACCCAGGCGCCAGCCUGCACCCCUCAGCCAGCCUGCCGUACUCCCACCACCCAAAUUCGGGCAUGGUGCCCACCCUGGUGUGAAGGGCCGACACAGGAGGGCACAGCAUCAGGACUGUGGACACAGACACAGAUGAGAGCACACACCAUCUGCUGCCUAUGUACACAGAUGAAUGCAUUAAGAGAACUAUAGGCCCACUGAAGACCAUACACUGAAACUGGAUGGACAUUCUUGGGCUUUCUGGAGGGGUGAAUGUAUGUUUAUUCUACCAACUUUUUUCCACAUUUGUUUUUCAAAGCAUGUGAAGCUUAAUAUUUUAUGGAGUUUGCCAGUUUGAUAUGAUCUCAUCUUGUCCUAAAGAUUCAUUUUUUUUAAAAAGGAAGACAAAUAUGUUUACUUCUACAAUGUACAAAUGAAGAAGUCAUUCACUUAGAAAUAUGUAUAAAAGCCUUUUCCCACUGUAGACUGUGAAAUGCAGAUAUGAAUAUUGUUUUGUGAACGAUUUGUUAUGUUCUUGAUGUAGGCCAGCAUUUAAUAUUUAAAGUAUAUUGAAAGCAUACAGGGAUACAUCACAUUGAUAUAUUUUUGUAAAUAUGAAGUGCUGAUCUUUGAAAAAGCUGUGAAUGUUGAUUGAAUUAAUAACAUAUUGAUAUACCUUAA
Molecule: messenger RNA, 2085 nt
Organism: Alosa alosa (allis shad)
Lineage: Eukaryota; Metazoa; Chordata; Actinopteri; Clupeiformes; Clupeidae
Gene: gata1a
Product: GATA binding protein 1a
Exons: 6
Coding region: 207-1508 (433 amino acids)
Biological process (GO): positive regulation of transcription by RNA polymerase II; negative regulation of transcription by RNA polymerase II; cell fate commitment
Cellular component (GO): nucleus
Molecular function (GO): RNA polymerase II cis-regulatory region sequence-specific DNA binding; DNA-binding transcription factor activity, RNA polymerase II-specific; zinc ion binding
Source: RefSeq, a predicted model, not a curated record